AUGGCUUCUUCAUCGUAUUAUGGUUUCCGUUUUCUUUUGUGUUUAUCUUUGCUUUUUGGAUUCAACACAAUUGUAUUGGGUGGAAAUUUCAACACCCUUUUUGAUAAUCUUUUUGGAGAAGAAAGAGUUGAUAUAAGGGACGAUGGUAAUAGCAUGACCCUUACUUUGGAUGAAUAUUGUGGCUCAGGGAUUGUGUCCAAGAAUGAAUAUUUGUAUGGAAGAUUCGACAUGAAGGUCAAGCUUGUUCCAGGAAAUUCUGCUGGAACAGUCACCGCCUAUUAUUUAAGCUCUGUAGGAGCAAAGCACGACGAGAUUGAUAUAGAGUUCUUAGGAAAUUUGACGGGUGAUCCUUAUCUUCUCUCAACAAAUGUAUAUGCUGAUGGUAACGGUGGUCGUGAGGUUCAAUUCUAUCUUUGGUUUGAUCCAACCGAGGAUUACCACACCUAUUCCAUUGAUUGGAAUCCUGACCGUAUUAUAAUCUUAGUGGAUGACAUUCCCAUCAGAGUGAUGCUUAACAGACAAAGCAUUGGUGUUCCAUUCCCUACGAAAAGACCAAUGAGGGUUUACACAACUCUAUGGAAUGGAGAUUCUUGGGCAACAAGAUGGGGAGAGGUGAAGAUUGAUCUCUCAAAUGCUCCAUUUGUGGCUGGUUUCAGAAACUUCAAAGCAAAUGCUUGCAUUGCAAAUCAAGGUCAAAUUGAAAAUUGCAAGGGUUUCAAUGGUGGCAAAAAUAGAGGCCUUGAUACUGAAAGCAAGAGAAAUAUGAAAAAAAUUCUUUCUAAAUGGGUAGUUUAUGAUUAUUGCGCUGACUUAAGACGUUAUGCUCAUGGUCUUCCAUAUGAAUGCCGCAAGGAGAAUCUUUUACAAUUUGAAUAG
Molecule: messenger RNA, 876 nt
Organism: Trifolium pratense (red clover)
Lineage: Eukaryota; Viridiplantae; Streptophyta; Magnoliopsida; Fabales; Fabaceae
Product: xyloglucan endotransglucosylase/hydrolase 2-like
Exons: 3
Coding region: 1-876 (291 amino acids)
Biological process (GO): xyloglucan metabolic process; cell wall biogenesis
Cellular component (GO): cell wall; apoplast
Molecular function (GO): hydrolase activity, hydrolyzing O-glycosyl compounds; xyloglucan:xyloglucosyl transferase activity
Source: RefSeq, a predicted model, not a curated record